Hyposmocoma kahamanoa is the source of this 4781-nucleotide messenger RNA. RefSeq lists its product as uncharacterized. Gene Ontology annotation, cellular component: apical cortex. The transcript has 7 exons. Gene Ontology annotation, biological process: establishment of mitotic spindle orientation; apical protein localization; regulation of asymmetric cell division. The record is from RefSeq and is a predicted model, not a curated record. Lineage: Eukaryota; Metazoa; Arthropoda; Insecta; Lepidoptera; Cosmopterigidae. Gene Ontology annotation, molecular function: cytoskeletal adaptor activity. The coding region runs from base 318 to 3308 and encodes 996 amino acids.
UGUAUUCGUCGAACGUAAACGCCGUAGUGGAGUCGUGUGGAAUGUGCCACGGUAGCGCACCGAUUACAAUGAGCCGUGAAAAAGCCGACAUUCCCGCGCGUGUGCUGUAGAACUUGAACAAAACAGUGUGAAAAAGUUCUUUACAAAGAGAAAUUGUGCAUUAUUUUAUGUAAUGAACAUAGUUUUGUGACAGGAACGAUUUUAUCUGGAUUUCAAUAUAGUCCUGCGUGUUUAAAUAUUUGUUUGAAAUUGAAGGGCCGCUGCCGGUGCUUGCCGGUGCAAUCCAACUUUUCUUCCGCGAAAGCGUUCUUUGCAGGAUGUCAAACUUUCAACGAACACGGAGCAAGGUUUGGUGGGGUGAUUCACCGCCGACUAUUGGCAGCCCAAUUCCCCAAAAUCGGCCAAAAGACGAACCCGAUUGGGAACCACAAUUACCUCAUUGGAUCGCCAACCAGCAUGAAGAAAUGAAGAAUAGCAGUGAAGAAAAUAUUGCUCAACCCAACAACGUUCAGAUCAAUCAAUGGCCUUUAAGACAUGGCAGCCCAGGUAGCCACAAAAGCCAAGAUUCUGGAUUCUCGGAUUCAGACAGUUCACCACCUCCUUCGCAGUAUUACGCUUCACCGGAUAGCAGUGACUCGAAUAAAAAUAAGUCGUCCAGUAGCAGCGAUUCCAAUAACAACGAAAAUGUUACUGUUAAACUCGCUGAAAACUUCCAAACCACACCGAGCAAAGAUGUUGUUGACAGUCCAAAAGCAAAAGACAAUGUUAGUAGCGGAGCUCCAACUCCGAAACCCCGACUUCGAAGUAGUAGUGUAAUACAGACUCCUUAUGAUUUGCAAAAAUACUACGAAAUUCAUCACGAUGAAGAACACAUACAAUUAUUGAAGGACAAAGAACCAGAAGAAAUCAGUAAACCUGAACCGAAAUACCCAGCACCCACGAAAAUAAUCACCGAAAAAUCUAUCAAAGACAAAAGUAAUAAGAAUUUACCACCGAAACCUGUUAUUUCUAAUCCUGUGCCUAAUAUAAUGUCAGGUACUAAAGUGGAAAUAAAUAUAUCUCCCCCAACUAAUAUUAGUAAUAAAGAGAAUACUCCAAAUAGAAGUGCAAUACAGAAAGAUACCAAAGAAAUAUCAGAUAAGAAUUUAAAUGUGAUAAGUCCAUCUAAAAAGUAUCCUGUUAAGAAAUCAUUUGUCUCGAGCACGGAAAGCAUAACCAAAAUUAGUAAGGUAGCGAAAGUAAAAGAUUUGGAAACCAGCAAAAACAAAGCGGAUGAAAACUUGGAAUAUAUAAAACUGGCUGAUAAUAAUGAAAUUGCAGUAAAAAAUCAGCCUCGAGUUCGAACACCCAUUUCAAAUAUUUCUUACGUACCGACUGAAAGAAUUUCACCGAAAGACUACAGGAAAAGUAUGUCAUAUGAAGAAAAUAUUCCCAUCGACGCAACUCCUCAAUUCCAAAGAAAUAGAUUAAAUAAAUCAUUGAAUUUUGAAGCACAGAGAUUAGAUCAACAAAUUUUAGAUAUUCAUGACGGUUACCGUUCAUUAGGCCACAUAGACGAAGGCGAAGUCGCAGAAGACACUGAAAUAGAAAAUGGGGAAUUUCACAAACCAACAAAAGCCAUAUUAGGGAAGAAUAUCACCGAUAGUUUGCAUUUGAAACCAGCUGGCAAGAAAUCUGGUCUAAAGGCAAAACAGAGAUUAAAUGAGAAAAAAGUAGACAAGAAAGAACUGUUCAGAUUAUUUUCUGGGAAAAGAGAGAAACCACAAGUUGUUCAGACAUAUGCUGGGGGAAUUCUCAAUGGUAGCAAAGAACCGACUCUUGAUUUGCCGAGAGCUCAGGAGCAAAAUUCUUGGGUAAUUGUUGGUUAUCCAGAACAAGAAAGGCUAAUACCAAGUUACAACGAAAGACUUGUCGCUACAGAUAGUGACAUUAAUUUAAAAGCAAAAGAUGUGGCGGACGAGGACUUAUAUCUUAAGAACAGAAAUUUAACACCACCUCCAGAAUUCCAAGAUAAGCAGACGCCCUACGAAGCAGAUUCUAAGACCGAUGGAAACUUAACACAUGAUUCGAAACGAGAGAAGUUAAAAGAGAUAAUAUAUGAAUUGAAUUUCGAUGAUGUUCAACUAAACUUAGCAUGUACUUCGACGCCAAAAAUGCUAGCGCCUCACGAAUAUAUGAACGGACCAAAGAGCAAUAGGAAAACUUCGCUUAGAGCAAAUUUACUGGACAACUUUAGCAGCGGAUUGGUUCUGAACAACAAAGACGAGAUUCUAUACCGGGAACGUAGUAUCGAUCAGACUACAUUAGAAAGACUCUGCGAGAGAAAACCUGAGCCAGUACAAUACUGGCUUUGCGACCUCAUUGGUUCCUGUGAGAACGAAUGUAUGACAACCCUACAGAGCAAGCCCUUGGGGACCGAGAUGAAGGCAACGGUAUCUGCCAGCUCUGCCACAAUCACUGGGAACAUUAAGAAGGUUCAAACUCAUGGACAGAUUAUCGUGCAUCAAUAUAGUGAUGUUAUUAAGCAAAUCGAGUGCAACACGUCAAACGAAGAACAAAUCUGUCUAUUAGUAGCAAAUAUCAACGAAUUCGUCCUAGCUCAUAGCAUAACGCUCAACACCAAACCUCCUGGUGAAACUCCUGAACGAUGGGACAAGAUCAAGAAGUCUCUUCAGUUAUAUCUACAGAAACUUAUCGAUAUAGGCGAAGAUGUGAAACUUGAACUCAAUGAGAGUAAUACGCAGUGGUAUGUUGUAUUAAAACAUCUGGACACCCUGAUUGGCAUCUUCAUGGAAACAACGAAAGCUGUCUUGGUGCAACAGAUGAAGCAUCCGCAGGAGCAAACGGCGUCCCUGCUGGCGUCGCUAUGCCGCGUGGCGCGCUGCAUCCUGCCGCUGUCGCGCAAGGCGGCGGUGCCGGCGGCGCUGGUGUGCUUCACGCGCGCGCCGCCCGCGCUGCAGCCGCGACACGCCGAACUGCGCGCGCUGGCCCGCCUGCACUGCCACGCGGCCGAGGCCAUUUCCAGGCUUGUUGUAGUACCGGAUGUGGCGUACCAAAUCGUGCAACUAGAAGGCGUUCCGCACCUAACCCGUUUAGUUAGGUCGCAGCGAGCGCGGCCGCAGUUGCCUGGACCUGCCAGCGUCAACCCUGACCAAACGCUCAUACACUGCCUCAAGGCUUUAAGGAACAUUUACAAACACCAACCAGAUGCCUUUAGAGAUCAUCAAAAUGACGUAGAAGAGAUGAUACGACCACAUCUGAUGGAGUCUUUGAUGUUGUUCUCAGCGAAACAGGAAAGUUACGUCUAAAUUUGGCCGGUUAAUAUAAUUUUUUUUUUCGUGAAAUGUAUUGAAGAGUAUUUAUUGACUAUGAAAUUACUUGCGUAAUAAAAAAAAAACAAUUCGUUACGAAUUUUUAGCGCGUAAGAAAUUGAGAGACUGAAUUAUUUUUUAAGGAUUCUGAACAUUUUGUGCAUGAAUUUUGUUACAAUGGAUUCUUGACAUGACUUAACACAGUCGCUUGCAAUGCAAUGUAAACACAUUAUUAAUUUAAAUUAUUAGUUAUUUUGCACAAAGAAUAAUCCCAUCUUGGCUUAAUGAUUAACAAUUCAAAAAACGUUUAAGGCAAGUGCAAACAUAUCAAUGCAGGCGGCUGUACCUAGAAUAUACUUAAAAUAUUAUUAUAUCUAUUUAAAACAUGACCAUACAUGCGUAGUUGCUUGUAAGUUGGAAAUACUUUACUUUUUUUACUUUCUCUUAUAUAUUGCCAUACAUUCCACUUUAUGUAAAAGUGUUACUGUACAUAAAAGUCUAAUAAGUAGUAUUAAACAGCUUUGUAAUAAAAACUUAAGAACGUUAUUAUUUAGAUUUAUUUUUAUUAAUCUGUAGUUGAAGGCUGACAUGUUAAAUUUUAAUUCUUAUGAAUUUCAAAGUGUGAAUAAUAUACUCCGUGUUACUACUAACAGUAUGAAUAUUACAUACGAAAAAUCAACAUUUAAAAUGUAUCAUAUUACUUCUAUUUUGUUUUACUAGCUAUCAUAGUCCUUUUCAUGAUAUACUUAGAGUAAGAUCUUGGUAGGCCACAGUGUAUCGUAAUUGUGCUGUGGUGGUAUGUGUGUUUUAAUCUGUGGUGUUUUAUAAGGAUAUGGCCCGCACUUUUUAACAUCGCAAUAGAGAUGCGACCACAAGGAUCAGUGCCUUAUAGUGACAUAUAUUAGUUUAUAGUGACAGUCAAACAAAUUGUUAGUUUUUGUGGGCUCUAAAGGCGCUGUACAAUAUUUGCUAAACAAAAUUGUGAAGUAUUUUGCGCAGUUACUACCGACAAGUCACUGUAAAGUCAGAAAGAGUCACAGUAUAGGGCAAAGUGGAAUCAAGUGCAAUGCACAAUGCCACGUAAAGGCAAAUUGUAAAUACUUCCUAACAAGUGGGAAUUCAACCCUUAACCGCAAUGUACACUGGCGAAAGUUAGAGUUAGAGUGUUUCAUAUAAUCAGGGGCCAUACUUAUUAAAUUAAUUUAUUGACGAACUAGUCCUCGAUAGCCUUUUUACUUGCUUACACUUCAUUAAUAUUGAUAUCUACAUUUGCCCACAAGUAGAAUUACUGUCAAAAUUCUACAUUAGAAAAUCUUAAGUCAUUCACAUAACGUUUAUAUUAGCAAGUUUAUAAAGGCACAGUUUAUAUAGUUUGAUAAUAAUAAAUUUUUUUAUAGAAAUCAUCAAUGUUAACGACAUUUUUAUACACCAUUUUGAUACCACCUCUACUUAAUUUUAUAAAAAUUGCAU